AUGCUUUCUCGUUCCAUUCUCGUUGUGGCGGCUGCCGCUAUCAGCUUCCUCGGAGCCGAAGCUGGCCCUUGUCGGCCGACUACCGUCACAAGCUCGGCCGAGAGUGAGACCUCGUCGACUGUUGUUCCUGUGUCUGAGUCCACUACGUUGACAACCUUGAUCGAGACUACCUCCACGGCUGUGGCUGAGACCACAUCGACUGUCUCGGACGAGGUCACACCGACCACGCUUGCUGCAAGCACCACGACUUCCGAAGCACCAAACUGUGUCGAAACUCAAGUUGUUUCCAACUCAGGCUUCGACGAGAACAACGAUCUUUCGCCUUGGGCUAGCAGUGGAGGGGUGACUAGUAACGGCGCUUAUUCCGCUCCCAAUGCUGCAUCCUUUGGGUUCCAGUUUGGUCAAGGUUCAAAUCAGAUCGCCCAGGAUUUGCUGACUCUGGAUGGUGAUUAUAAAUUAUCUUAUCGAUGGUCUGUACCUACCGUAAGUGGGCUCACAGGAUUCGGUUGUGUUAUCCAACCCAAGAUCGGUAGCGACGCACUUCCCGCCGCUUAUCCUUAUGCACUUUCAGGUUGGACUCCGGAGAGUCUGACCUGGUCUACCAGAGGCACUUCUGUUGAAGGAGCCGCUAUCUCAAUCCAAAUUGAUUGCUCUGGAGAGUACGAUGGCCUCACUGUCCUUCUCGAUGAUAUUACCUUGACUCGAGACUGCGGCAGUGCAGUUCGCGGAGACUAA
Messenger RNA from Fusarium poae, 735 nucleotides. RefSeq lists its product as uncharacterized. Bases 1 to 735 code for a protein of 244 amino acids. The transcript has 2 exons. The record is from RefSeq and is a predicted model, not a curated record. Lineage: Eukaryota; Fungi; Ascomycota; Sordariomycetes; Hypocreales; Nectriaceae.